Messenger RNA from Mya arenaria, 3916 nucleotides. RefSeq names its product insulin-like growth factor-binding protein complex acid labile subunit. Gene Ontology annotation, molecular function: protein binding. The transcript is spliced from 4 exons. Gene Ontology annotation, cellular component: extracellular matrix. NCBI's taxonomy places the organism in Eukaryota, Metazoa, Mollusca, Bivalvia, Myida, Myidae. The record is from RefSeq and is a predicted model, not a curated record. The coding region runs from base 371 to 3376 and encodes 1001 amino acids.
CAACACACUGAUUUGUAUUUUUUCGCGGAUGCUGAACAGUUGAUCUGAUUGCCGUGUUACCAGUAUCAGUACAAACUAUGAGGUUGUGCAAGGUGGCUGGGAAAGUACACUUAAUUCGUUGUCGGAAACAGAUGUUCUUGUAGAACUCCGUCAAACUCUGUUGAAAGGAUUACUGGAGUACCAGAAAAAAUUGACAUCUGUUUAUUUUUCUGAUUCUAAUAAAAGUUAAAUAACAAUCAAAAUAUAAAGCUGUUGGUGGUAUAGAUGUUGUAUUUCCAUCUAACGGUAUGCAAGAGGUUCUUUCCGACUGCUAACAGCACCUUGAUGCAAUGACUUAUCUUGGUAUUUAUUUCACGAUGUAACCACAAGUAUGAAGUUUGUGAUCGGAUUAGUGUGCUUCUUCAAUUUAACAUUUGCAAACUACUACAACGAGCGUCAUUACCCUGGUCAAGGGGGUCACGUCCGACGGCAUGUAGCGGACGGCCCAGGGAGUCGCGGGGAUGAGGGCGGCGCAGGGGCCGGGGACUGCCCGCUGCAGUGUCGCUGUAUCGCUCUGACGCACUUGGGCUACCGCGACAUGGCGGAGCGCUGGAUGUCCAUGGGACGGCUGGACGGUGUCGGGAACACAUUCAAGGGGACAGAGGCUCCGACGUGGAUGGAAGACCCCGAAGAGCUACGGGGCCGCGACGUCGUCUGCAUGGGCCUCAACAAGGUCCCUAGGCCCCUCCCGGAAAACACGAUGAAGAUGACCUUGUACGGAGACAGUAGCGCUUCUUCCAUGGAGAAGGAGACACAGGUCACCUAUCUGCGGGACACAUCCUUCCAGCAGGGAGACAACCUCCGCCAGCUCACAAUAUCCGGAAACAACCUGCACAUCCUCUACCCAUUUGUGUUUCGCGGUCUGCCCAGUCUAGAAAAUCUGGCCUUGCAAAACAAUAACAUUUCCUAUAUAUCCGCCGCUACUUUUGCUCGCUUGGAUAAUUUACUGGAGUUGAGACUGUCCGGAAACUCAUUGCAGUUUCUUUCUCCGAAUGUAUUUGGGUCUUUGCUGAAUAUGCAGUACCUUUUUCUAAACGGGAACAAGUUGUCUACUCUUCAUGUGCACCUGCUCCGAAACCUUGCAAGUCUCCAGCAUCUCGACUUAUCUCGAAAUAAUUUCAGGACAUUUGAAGAUUCUGUUUUUGACGGUGCUGUUAAUUUGCAGGAGCUGUUAAUUAAUGAGAAUCAGAUCUGGUAUGUUCGUUCAAGGUGGUUUCAAAAGCUUGCAAUGCUACGAAGACUUGAAAUCCGCGCAAACGUGAUUACACGCAUCGAUCCAAGAUCUUUUGAAACUCUCACAAAUUUAAAACAGCUGUCCCUUUCUGCAAACAUCAUUAACACGGUUUCAAAUGGGGCCUUUAAGAAUGUUUCCAAAUUAGAGGAGCUUGAUAUAGGGACAAACGACAUUAGUAUGCUUGAACCGGACUGUUUUGACAGCUUGAAUUCGCUUGACAUACUAAAGCUCAGUGACAACAAAAUUUCUUUCAUCAACAACAAGACAUUUGUAUCUACCCCAAAACUCCGCCAGCUUGAAAUGUCGAAGAACACAAUAAGUGAUAUUGAGGAAGCCGCGCUUCAUCCGUUAACUUUUCUGGAAAAGCUUGACCUGUCUUACAACAAACUCAAGAAGAUUGAACGUAAAACAUUCACAGGACUAAUGGAAUUAAGAAACCUGAACCUUGAACAUAAUAUCAUUUCUGAUGUAGAAAACGACGCCUUCAUAGUUGCCCCGUUAAACCAACUGUCAAAAAUUACCUGGCUAAGUCUUCAAUAUAAUCGGCUGAAAGAAAUCAACGGUUAUGCCUUAUAUGGGCUUCCACAUAUGAAGUUUCUUAAUCUUGGACAUAACAGAAUUCGACAUGUUCAUAACAAAUCGCUCUACACCCUUUCAAGCUUACAAAAUUUGCUGUUGAAUGACAACAAAAUCAGGAAUUUUGAAGAUAAUACGUUCGUUAACCUAAAACAGCUCACCUCUUUGAACCUGGAGAACAACAAGAUAUCCACGGUGAAUGAUAAUACUUUUAUCGGACUUGCCAAUCUUGAGGAUAUUAACAUCGUUUCUAACGGGCUGAAAACUAUUUCACAAAAUGCUCUCCGCCACUUUUCAAGUCUUAGUACUCUUACUCUAAAGAGCAAUUUAUUAUCAACGUUCAGCUUUGAAGAUAUAUUGCUACUGAAAAAGAUAACAGUAGUUGAUUUGAGUAACAAUAUUCUAUAUAGAGUGACGUUUCCUAACCAGAAAACGCAUAACAUCCGUCAGUUGGAACUCUCAACGAACCGACUAGAGACCCUAUCCCCGGAUGUUGCCAAUGUCCUUGCUCCAGGUGGGAAUGUAUGGCUGGGAGACAACCCCCUGUCAUGUGACUGCAGGCUCGCAUGGCUACCGGACAGCAUCAGACAGUCAUACAAACUCCGCCUGCUGGGAACAACAAAGACUGUGUGCACAUCGCCACCAUCUCUACACGGAAUGAAGGUCAUGGACGUUGCGUCUUCGAAUUUCCAAUGUGACAAUGCCACAUUAUCAGAGCCGUUAACAUGCCAAAACCUUCAGAUCAAAGACACGACCAAGAUACAAAAGCAAAAAGUGGGGAAAGGCAAACGGGAAACAAGGAAGUGGCAUGUGACAUUGAGGGCGUUGGACAACACGAAAAACACGACCCGGGCGUGUUACGGCCUACUUGUGAAGGACAACUGGGUACUAAUGCGACAAAGCUGCGCCAUUGAGAAUCUUCCGAUAACUUCUGCUAACAUAAUUGUAAAGAUAGGAAGAAAGGAAUCCAGGAAAAUCCUGCUUAGUGUUGACCACGUAACGGCACCGGGAGUGAAGGAAUUUGAUUUAAGGCUUAUAAGACUUGCUCCUAAUCGAAAGCGGGACAACUCUUUAUUGCCAUGUAUUUUGUCUCAUUCGCAGUUCUAUCAGCUUUCUAAAGAAAUGAACGAAGCAAUUCAUACCACAAAAGUGUAUAAGAAUGAGACUGGGAAAUGGCGUCUUCAGGCCAAAAGAGGGAUUCUGUUACCUAAAUGUAAGAAAAUUAGUAGCAUAUGCGUGCGCAGUUACCGAACGGAUUCUGGCGAACAUACGUAUGGGUCACCCCUGUCACUGCGCUAUCAGGGUGUUUGGUAUUCAGCUGGACUUGGGAUGGACAACGAACUGGCCAAGCGUAGUGAGAUAAACUUUACGCCGCUAUGGACGGUUACAGAUUGGAUGGGUUCUACAAUUCAUGAAAUUGACAGCAAGUGCAAAUUUCAGCUGAAGAAAAACACUCCGCCUUUAGCGUUGUGUGAAAAUCUUGAAUUUCGCGGGCACUUGGAGUCAGAUUAUGGUCAAGACUUUUAAAUAUGAAUAAGCAACGAAUGUCCAGUUUGUGAUAAAAUAUUGAUAGAUGUAUUUGAUAAGAUUUUAUUUGUAUAUUUACGUUUUAAAUAAUCCGUACAUUUGUUACGGAUAUGACGUAAUUCAUGAAAAUGAUUAGAAGCAUUUUUUCGCCAGCAUAUAUUUGCUUUAAUAAAUCUAUACUUUGUAAAUAAUGUAGUUUGAUGUUUAUGGAUUAUAUUUAAUUUAGACUCCAUUUACCAGCAGUUGAAGUCAAUACACACUUUAAUUGAAUGUCCAAUGUUUUAUUAAUGUUAAUAGAAAUGAUUCAAUAUAAUAUGAUGUCAUAAAAAUAGGCCAAAGUACAUUUGAUACGGAUACGAUAUUCAGUAUCUCCAUUAUUAUAUCUGUUGUGUGACGAUGACAGGGUGACAUUAGAUAAUUUGUACAGAAAUUAAAUGGCCACAUUUAGAUAUAACUUGUAUGGCAAUUAACCAAAUGCAUACACUAUUAUUUUAUGAUCACUGAUGUUAUACUAGGUAAUUAUUAAAAAUGUUUAACAUA